Messenger RNA from Aplosporella prunicola CBS 121167, 661 nucleotides. RefSeq lists its product as uncharacterized. The coding region runs from base 137 to 661 and encodes 174 amino acids. Lineage: Eukaryota; Fungi; Ascomycota; Dothideomycetes; Botryosphaeriales; Aplosporellaceae. The record is from RefSeq and is a predicted model, not a curated record. The transcript has 4 exons.
ACCUCACGCACUCAACCACGAUUGUUCUCCCCACAACUUCUUCUGCUCUGCUCUGAUCAAGCUCUACUUGACCGCGCCUCGUCCCGAAUCUCACCCUUUACCGCAAUCAAAAACUCUAACUCUCAACACCGCAAGCAUGCCUAUGAACUGGACUCCCGAGGCGGAUGCCAAGCUCCUCGUCGAAAUCAUCAAGGCGAGCGACAUCUCCAUGAGCAAGGAGUUCCUCAACAAGGUCGCCCAAGGCAUGGGCGGUGACUGCAACGCCAAGACGAUCCAGAACCGCAUCACGCGCCUGAAGACCGCCGCCGGCGUCACUGGCAGCGGCAGCGGCACUGGCUCCACCCCUGCCACGCCCAAGAAGGCCGCCACGCCCCGCAAGCCGCGCCAGAAGAAGGCUGACACCAACGCCACGACCCCCAAGCGCAAGCGCGGCAAGAGUGCCGCCGCUUCUUUUGAGACGGACAUGAAGCUCGAGCCCAGUGAUGGCGACGGCGACGAGUCCCCGACCAAGAAGGUCAAGUCUGAGCAGCAGGACGACAACGAGAACGAUGACCAGCUCACCGACAUCCACAUGCAGGCGCCUAGCUUCUUCGACGGAUCGUUGCGACGGCUUUUGGGUAUGGAUGCUGCAGGGAGCCGGCUGGGUUUCUUUCAUGACUGA